Messenger RNA from Mus caroli (Ryukyu mouse), 939 nucleotides. Its product is annotated as olfactory receptor 6C3-like. Gene Ontology annotation, cellular component: membrane. The record is from RefSeq and is a predicted model, not a curated record. Lineage: Eukaryota; Metazoa; Chordata; Mammalia; Rodentia; Muridae. Gene Ontology annotation, molecular function: olfactory receptor activity; G protein-coupled receptor activity. Gene Ontology annotation, biological process: G protein-coupled receptor signaling pathway.
AUGAGAAACCACUCUAUGGUUACUGAGUUUUUGCUCUCAGGCAUAUCAGACACACCAGAAGUUCAGGUUGUAAUUUUUAUCCUUUUAUUCAUUGCUUACAUAUUAAGUGUCGCUGGAAACCUAACCAUCAUCACUCUCACCUUGCUAGACUCUCAGUUAAAGACUCCAAUGUAUUUUUUCCUCCAGAAUUUUUCCUUCUUAGAAAUUAUAUUCACCAGUGUUUCUGUCCCUAGAUUUUUGGGUUCAAUAAUUACUGAAGUCAAGACUAUUUCCUAUAACAACUGUUUGACUCAAUUAUAUUUCUUCCUUUCUCUGGGAGUGUCUGAGUUCUUUCUUCUAACUGCUAUGUCUUACGAUCGCUAUGUAGCCAUCUGUAAGCCACUGCACUAUGUUAUCAUCAUGAAUCAGAAAGUCUGCACUCUCCUUGUCCUCACCUCAUGGCUGAUAGGAUUUCUGAGCAUCUUCCCUUUAAUCAUGCUUAUCCACAAGUUAGAUUUUUGUGCUUCCAAUACCAUUGAUCACUUCUGCUGUGACUAUUUUCCCCUCUUACAACUGUCUUGCUCAGAUACAAGGCUUUUAGAGGCAUUUGGCCUUUAUUGUGCCUCCAUUACUCUGCUGUUCACACUAGCUCUAGUGAUCUUGUCAUACAUCUGCAUCAUCAACACCAUUUUGAGGUUCCCAUCUGCCAGUCAGAGGAAAAAGGCUUUCUCCACCUGUUCCUCUCACAUGAUUGUCAUCUCCAUCUCUUAUGGCAGCUGCAUUUUCAUGUAUGUCAAACCUUCUGCAAAUGAAAGAGCAUCAUUGACCAAAGGGGUGGCUGUUCUCAAUACUUCAAUUGCUCCCAUGCUGAACCCUUUUAUUUACACCUUGAGAAAUCAACAAGUAAAACAAGCCUUCAAGGAUUUGAUUAAUAAACUAAUGUUUAAUAGAAACAAAUGA